AUGCGAGCCUGGCAAUACUCGACGGCUACAGGCGGCCUCGAGAAGAAUCUGGUGCUCAACGAGUCGGGCCCCUUGCCCGCACUAUCCCCACGGCUCGGCGAUGCCGAGCUCCUGAUCCAGGUCCUCUCGGCGUCCAUCAACCCGGCCGACUACAAGGUGCCCGAGCUGGGCGCCGUUACGCGCCUCGUGAUCCGCACCCCUGCGACGCCGGGCAUGGACUUUUGCGGCCGUGUUGUGCAGACUACCCGUACCGUUGACGACUUUGCCAUCGGCGACCUGGUCUUUGGCCGCAUCGACGCACAGCAGCAUGGGACUUGCGCCGAGUACAUCGUCGCGCCGACCCGCGCAUGCGCUCACCUUCCCGACGGGGUGUCGGUCGACGAGGCGGCGGCGGUGGGCGUGGCAGGCAUGACUGAAUAUCACGCGAUAGUACCCAACGUCAAGUCGGGGGACAAGGUCUUCAUCAACGGCGGAUCGGGUGGCACCGGCACCUUCGGCAUCCAAAUCGCCAAAGCUCGGGGUUGUCAUGUGACGGUGACAUGCUCUCCCGCCAAGGCCGAUCUGUGUCGCUCGCUUGGGGCCGACGAGAUCAUCGACUAUACCUCAACUGACGUGUGCCAGGCCCUCAAGGCCAAGGGCCAGGUUUUCUCCUUGGUCGUCGACAAUGUGGGAUCCCCAGAGGGUCUGUACAAGGCUGCCGACGACUAUCUGUUACCGCAUGGCAAGUUUGUGCAGGUCGGCGCCCCGGUCUCACUGAAUGCCGCGAAGUCGGUCAUGACGAGGAUGCUCGUCCCCUCGUUCCUCGGCGGCGGCAAGCGCAAGUAUGAAAUCUACAACAUCAAACACGGUUCAGAGGACUUGAAACAGCUAGGCCAGUGGAUUGCUGAGAAAAGGGUCAGGGUGGUGAUUGAGGAAACGUUCGAGAUGGAAGACUUGCCCAAGGCCUUUGAAAAGUUGAAGACGGGGAAAAAUGCCGGGAAGCUGGUCAUUCACAUUGGAAAGUGA
This is a messenger RNA of Canariomyces notabilis, 1005 nucleotides long. RefSeq names its product NAD(P)-binding protein. Gene Ontology annotation, cellular component: mitochondrion. NCBI's taxonomy places the organism in Eukaryota, Fungi, Ascomycota, Sordariomycetes, Sordariales, Chaetomiaceae. The transcript is spliced from 2 exons. The record is from RefSeq and is a predicted model, not a curated record. Gene Ontology annotation, molecular function: oxidoreductase activity. The coding region runs from base 1 to 1005 and encodes 334 amino acids.